This is a messenger RNA of Argiope bruennichi, 2181 nucleotides long. RefSeq names its product eEF1A lysine and N-terminal methyltransferase-like. Bases 115 to 2118 code for a protein of 667 amino acids. Lineage: Eukaryota; Metazoa; Arthropoda; Arachnida; Araneae; Araneidae. The transcript has 14 exons. The record is from RefSeq and is a predicted model, not a curated record.
UAUAAAUCUAUAAAAGUAUAUUGUCUUCAUUUCGUGUAAAAACCACAUGCAAUUUGUUUGUAAAUAUAAGUGAUUCCAUGGAUAAUUAAUUCUAUUUCCUAAAAUACUUAAAAAAUGGAUUUACUACCAAAAGAUCACAAAGAUUUUGGAUCCAAAGAUUACUGGAAUGAAUUCUUCUCUAAACAAAAGUCACAGCCCUUUGAAUGGUAUGGAGAAUAUGAAAGCUUAAGUGAAAUACUUGACAAAUAUAUUCAUCCAAGAGAUAAAGUGUUGAUUGUUGGAUGUGGAAAUUCAAAACUCUCUGCAGAUUUGUAUGAUGUAGGCAUUUGUGAUUCAAUAAGUAUUGAUAUAAGUUCUCCUGUUAUCAACCAAAUGAAAGAAAGAUAUGGAAAAGAUCGUCCAAAAAUGCAAUUUGAAGUUAUGGAUAUAUUUAAAUUAACCUUUGAUGAUGGAAUAUUUUCUGUAGUUGUUGAUAAAGGUACUCUAGAUGCUCUUCUUGUUGACAAAUCUGAAGAAGUAGAUGAAAGAAUAAAUACCAUGUUUUCACAAAUAGAACGAGUUUUACGAAAUGGAGGACGUUAUUUAUGUUUCUCGUUGCUACAAGAACAUGUUUUAAACAAACUUUUAGACUGGUUUAUAGAUAAGGGUUGGCUUAUUAGGUUGCAUCGUUGUACAAAAGCUGAAGCAAAACAUGAAGAUGCUCUAGCUUUUCCAGUAUAUGCUGUUGUUAUGACAAAGCUUAAGAAAAUUCCAGGUGCUCAAAUGGUUUUGGAGAUAGUGCAUGCUGGUCUUUCAACUCCUCAACGAUGUUCAUCUAAGUCUGAUGUUAUAGACUACGUGAAAUCAGCUCAGCACUAUGCAUUUUUAAAGCAUUACCUCAACAAAAAGAAAAUGGCUGAAGAUGAUAUUUGCCUCGAAUUAUGCUCUCCUGACACUGGCAGGGUAAAAUACAGAAUGUUUGUAGUAGACAGAAAAGAAAAAUCUAAGAUGAAAUUUGCAGUUUUCGUUGUUGUUCAAGGAAGAGAAACAGAAUGGCUGUUUUCAACACCUCAAGGACGUCAAGAAUUGGCAGCAAAUAUCAGUUGUGAAAGACUGAUUGUUGUACAUCUCUUAAGAGAUAAUGUGUACAGCAGUUUAGAAGAAGUAAAAAGUGAUCUUUCUGCGAAAGUACUAGAGCUUGCACCUGGCUCUUGUAAAGACCAGGUUCCAAUAUUAUCACUUGGAGAUGAUGUUGGCCAGCGGGAUAUUAGAUGUAGAGAUAAAAGUGAAUUAAGUGGGGAAUAUGUUGUUGAAGAUGUUCUUUCUAAUAAAGAGGAUCUGUAUAGAAGACUUAUAUUUCUCAAUAGUCCGUACAUAAUUCAGUCAGAAGCAAAAUUAAUGACUGUUCCUGUAAAAAAGAAGAAGAAAAAGGGCUCAUCUAAAUUGCAGAUUGAUUUCGAUUAUAUUGCCUGUGAUCAUCAUAUUGCCAUAAUUUCUGGUUUUGCAUUUCUUAAAUACAAAAUGUUAUGCCCUAGUAUAUUAUUAAUUGGUUUAGGGGGUGGAACAUUACCUAUGUACAUUCAUAAACAUUUCCCAGAUGCUUCUGUGGAAGUUGUUGAAUUAGACGCUUCUGUGCUUGAUAUAGCCAAAAAGUGGUUUAAUCUAAUUACAGAUAACAGAUUGAAGGUACACAUAUCUGAUGGGCUGACGUUUAUUCAAAAUGCGGCCACAAAUGGUUUGAAAUAUGAUAUUGUCAUACUGGAUGUUGAUAAUAAAGAUCUGUCACUGGGAAUCAGUGGUCCACCUGUUGCAUUUCUUGAGACAGCUAUGCUUGAAAAUAUGUUGCAACUUGUAUAUGAUUCAGGGCUAGUCAUUAUCAAUCUUGCAUGCCGUAAUUCGGAACUGUAUAAAGAAGCCUAUUCAAAGCUAAAAUCUGUAUUUAAAAUAAUGUAUUCUCGAAAAAUUCCUGCUGAAGUGAAUGAAGUUAUUUAUUGUGUCAAGACUGAUGAUUCCAAAGAUUUAUUGGAGUUAACCAAAGACAAUUAUUCUACACUAACGUCGUUUCUUGAAAAACGAACCACAUACAGUGAUGUUUUCGAUGUUGUUGAUUUAGAUUCAUGUUUGACUGAAAUAACAUAAUAAUUAUAUGUAUUAAAUAUUUGUUGUUUUAUGUUUUUUAAAAAAAGGAACAGAUUAAAGAAA